Molecule: messenger RNA, 1799 nt
Organism: Malania oleifera
Lineage: Eukaryota; Viridiplantae; Streptophyta; Magnoliopsida; Santalales; Ximeniaceae
Product: cytochrome P450 CYP94D108-like
Exons: 1
Coding region: 173-1708 (511 amino acids)
Molecular function (GO): heme binding; oxidoreductase activity, acting on paired donors, with incorporation or reduction of molecular oxygen; iron ion binding
Source: RefSeq, a predicted model, not a curated record
UCUUAGUAUAAUUUUAUUGCGCCUUCUUAUUUAUUUUUUGUCGCUUAGGCAAAAACAAACUGCGUCUCGUCUACCCCUCUAUGGCUGGCUCGAUCCAUUUCUGCUUCAAAACAAUCCUCUGCUCUCCCGUCUAAGUUCCUAUUCCCCACCACCCUUUUCCUUCCUUCCUCCCAUGGAGCUCUUCUCUCUCCAAUCCCUUCUCUUCGUUUCUCUCUCCAUUUACCUCUGCCUCUGCUUCUACUUGUCAAAUAACAAACCCAAAACCACCCAAGUCCUUCCCACCUAUCCUCUGCUCGGAACCCUGCCGGCGUUCCUCAAGAACCGCCGCCGCUUCCUCAACUGGACCACCGACGUCCUUCGCCGCUGCCCCACCCACACCGUCGUCCUCCAGCACCCCGGCAACAUCCACGGUAUCAUCACCGCUAACCCCUCAAACGUCGAGCACAUACUCAAGACCAACUUCCCCAACUACCCCAAAGGCCAACGGUUCAUAUGGCUUCUCGAAGACUUCCUCGGCCGCGGAAUCUUCAACUCCGACGGCGAACUCUGGAAGGUCCAGCGCAAGACCGCCAGUUACGAGUUCAACACCAAAUCGCUCCGAAAUUUCGUCUUUGAAAACGUCGCGGUUGAGAUUCGGACCCGUUUGGUUCCGGUUCUCAAGAGCGCCUCCGAAACGCUAGAGGUUCUGGAUCUUCAAGACGUUUUGGAGCGGUUCGCGUUCGAUAACGUGUGCAAGGUCGCGUUUGACGUGGACCCCGCUUGCCUCGGAGGCGAAAAUGCCGCCACCGGCGGCAAUGGAGGCGAGUUUAUGCGCGCGUUUGAAGACGCGGCGACGCUGAGCUCGGAGCGGUUCAUGUAUGCUUUUCCAUAUAUAUUGAGCAUCAAGAAGUUUCUCAAUAUGGGAUCGGAGCGUCGAUUGAGCGAAUCGAUCAGGAUUGUUCAUGAAUUUGCGGAUAAGAUCAUACGGUCGAGAUUGGCGGAGAAAUCCAACAGAACUGGCGAAGAUUUACUAUCUCGAUUUAUCGGGAAUGAUGAAAAUUCCGCCGAGUUUCUCCGAGAUAUCGUUAUUAGCUUCAUUCUCGCUGGUAGGGACACAACAUCUUCGGCUCUCGCUUGGUUCUUCUGGCUACUAGCAUCAAACCCGGAUGUGGAGAAAAAGAUACAAGAUGAGCUCGAAACGAUUCGCGUUCGUAGUGCCAAACAUAUCGGCGAUUCCUAUAAUUUCGAUGAGCUCCGAGAAAUGAACUAUCUCCAUGCUGCGAUUUCGGAAUCGCUAAGGCUGUACCCGCCGGUGCCGGUCGAUACAAAAGCGUGCUUGGGCGACGACGUUAUGCCGGACGGUACCUUUGUGGGGAAAGGGUGGUUUGUGACUUACGACACAUACGCAAUGGGAAGAAUGGAGAGCAUCUGGGGAGAGGAUUGUUGCGAAUUUCGGCCGGAACGUUGGCUGGAGGGCGGUUGGGUCCGGCAAGAAAGUCCGUAUAGGUUUCCGGUAUUUCAUGCCGGGCCGAGAAUGUGUCUCGGAAAAGACAUGGCGUACAUACAGAUGAAGUCGAUAGCAGCAUCUAUGAUUGAGCGCUUUCAUAUGAGCGUACGGGAUUCGAACACGUGUCCGGAGCACGUUCUAUCCCUGACCCUGAGGAUGAAAGGUGGGCUGCCAGUGAAGGUGAGAGAAAGGUGUUACGAUGGCUCUCCUACAUUUUUCUAACUAUGAAGUAUGAAGACUUGGUAAGUUUUAUUUUAAUAUGAUUGGAUAGUAGGGAAUUUGAGAUUGAAGAUAAAUAUUUUCUUUUUAAAAA